Messenger RNA from Eruca vesicaria subsp. sativa (arugula), 535 nucleotides. The record is from the annotation of a GenBank genome assembly. NCBI's taxonomy places the organism in Eukaryota, Viridiplantae, Streptophyta, Magnoliopsida, Brassicales, Brassicaceae.
CACAUUCUUUGCCAAGACAAUUCAAUCUAGCAAAAUUCUAUCUAAAAACCCAAAAUCGUAAUCAAUAGUACAAUAAUCUUUUAAAUAAUAAUUAGAAAAAAAUCGUGCAAACUAAUGGAAAAGGUAAAUUUCUUUGCAAUAAUCUUUAUGGUGUUGAUGGUAGUGACAAUGGUUUCUGCGGAAGAGCCACCGGUGAAGGUGACGACCAAUGAGGUGACUCUUGCGGCGGAGGCGGCUGCCUCGAGUUUCAAAAGCAGCGCCGGUGAGGCUGCUCAAGGGGCCAGGACAUGGGCUGAUUGGGCUACGAGCAAAUUCAGGAGUACUGGCGGAAGCUUUGAAAAAACACCCGAUUCUGAGUAAAACGUAUGGAAGUAUUGAGUAAAACAUUUACCUUCAGAAUAUGCAUAAAUGUUUAUCAAGAAAAAUAUGUAAUUGAGCAAGCAACAAUAUAGUUGCGUUCUCUUAUAUCUUAUUGUAUAAGAAAAUUUUCCAUUAAACCUAACACGUAAAUUUGAUAAUAUAAUGUAAAACCCAG